Messenger RNA from Eurypyga helias (sunbittern), 2813 nucleotides. It is a transcript of the gene TTK, whose product is annotated as TTK protein kinase. NCBI's taxonomy places the organism in Eukaryota, Metazoa, Chordata, Aves, Eurypygiformes, Eurypygidae. The transcript has 23 exons. The record is from RefSeq and is a predicted model, not a curated record. Bases 180 to 2813 code for a protein of 877 amino acids. Gene Ontology annotation, biological process: mitotic spindle assembly checkpoint signaling; meiotic spindle assembly checkpoint signaling; peptidyl-serine phosphorylation. Gene Ontology annotation, molecular function: protein binding; ATP binding; protein serine/threonine kinase activity. Gene Ontology annotation, cellular component: spindle; nucleus; kinetochore.
GGAACAUCUUCAGGAUGGAGAACUACCUUUCUUGCCUGUGCUGGAUUCUUAGGAUCAUCUGAGAUAGUCUGACCCUCAUCCACCUUACUUUUCUGACAAGGCACGUCCUUUCUUCAGGAGAGGUUUUUUCCAUAUAGUACAAGUUGAACUGUGGAACAGUUAGGCAGCACACCAGAAAUAUGGAGGAGGAGGACCUAAAUGAAAGAGGAUUGCCACAAAUUGCUUCAAUCAUGAAUAGGGUUAGAGACUUGAAAAACAAAUACAGAAAUGAAGACAAUAUCACAGAUGAAUUUAAUUUUACUAAAAUCUCAGCUGAUACAACAGAUAACUCUGGAACUGUUAAUCAAAUAAUGAUGACAACAAAUAAUCCAGAAGAUUGGCUGUGUUUUUUGCUUAGGCUAGAGAAAAAGGGUGUUCCUCAGAUGGAUGUUGGCCUACUGAAUAAACUCAUUGGUCGUUACAGUCAAGCCGUGACUGCGUUACCUGCAGAAAAGCAUAGCGAAGACGAGAGCUAUGCUCGCAUCCUUGUGAGAUUUGCAGAGUUGAAAGCUCUUCAAGAUCCAGAGGAGGCACGGGACCAAUUUCAUCUGGCGAGACUGAACUGCAAGAAAUUUGCUUUUGUUCACGUGGCUUUUGCACAGUUUGAGCUAUCACAAGGAAAUAUGAAGAAGUGUAAGCAGCUCCUUCAGAAAGCUGUGGAGUGCUCUGCAGUUCCACUAGAAAUGUUGGAAACUGCUCUACAAAAUUUUCAUUCACAGAAAAAGCAGUUGCUCUCAGAUGAGGAGAAGGAAAACUUGGGAGUAUCAAGUAAAGAAGAGUCUGGACUUCAGAAUAUAGUUGGAAAUCGCAGAAGCAUGAAAAAGAAUGAUUCUGGUGAAAAUUCUUCUACUAUUACAAGACUUAUGCUUGGGGAGGAGAAGUCACAGGAACUUGAUGCUCUAGUUAAUUACCACAAUCCAUUAAGACCACUAAACAAAUCUAACCAGGUCUGCCCCUUUGGGAGGGUCCCUGUUAAACUAGUAAGUGAUGCUGGUGAUGAUGUGAAGAUGACAGAUGUCCCACUUACAGCUAGUACUAUGAAAAGGCAAAUAUCCAGCUCCAAAUGUACAACCUUCACUGCACCUUUUCCACCAUCAGAAAAAAAAUCUAGUGGGAGUGAUACAAACGACCUGGGAGACUUGCAGGCAUUAAGUGAAAAAAUUUCCUUACAAUUGCAGGUGUUGGAUGAUAACAGCUUAGAAAUGGCUGCCAAUUCAACUGUAACUCUCAAAACCAAAAAGGAUACAAGUCUUGUGAUGAAAAGAGAAGAUAAUAAGGUCCAGCAUCAGGAGCUGAAGAUGCCAGAGCCAAGGAGUCUGGAAAGUCAACAGCAACAAUCUAGUUCUAGUGAAAGCUACAGAAAGCAGUUAGAUCAGAUUAAACUAAACUGUUUUAAGGACAGAAAAAAAUGGCCAGUUCAGGAAGUGACACAGAAAACCUGCCAUAGAGAGACAAAACGAAUGAGCCUUGAACAAUCUGGUCAUCCUAUUUCAAGAGGAUUGUCGCCCCCAGAUGCUGGUUGUAAGAAAAGUGAUCCAUCGCAUGUUUGCGGAACACCAAGUACCACAUGUGGCGACUAUAUGGACUGUUUCAGAACGCCAGUUGUCAAGAAUAACUUUCUACCAGGAAGUCAAAUUUCUACUCCCUACAGCCAGCUCCCAUAUUUCCUACCACAUACUCCAGCAACUCCAUUUCAAAAUCAAGUUGGCUUGCAGGUUUCAGCUUCUAUACCUUCACAUGAAUGUCUUGCCAUCAAAGGAAGAGUUUAUACAGUAUUAAAGCAAAUAGGUAGUGGAGGCUCAAGUAAGGUGUUUCAAGUACUGAAUGAAAAGAAGCAGCUGUAUGCUGUCAAAUAUGUGAACCUAGAGGAAGCUGAUCAACAGACUGUUGAGAGCUAUAAGAAUGAAAUUGCUCUCCUGAGUAAAUUGCAGCAACAUAGUGAUAAGAUCAUCCGCCUUUAUGGCUAUGAAAUUACUGAUCAUCAUAUCUACAUGAUAAUGGAGUGUGGAAAUAUUGAUCUCAAUACCUGGCUCAAAAAGAAAAAAAACAUUGAUCCAUUGGAACGAAAGAGCUAUUGGAAAAAUAUGCUGGAAGCUGUUCACACAAUCCAUGAAUAUGGCAUUAUUCACAGUGAUCUGAAACCAGCAAACUUUUUGAUAGUUGAUGGAAUGUUAAAACUAAUUGACUUUGGCAUUGCAAACCAAAUGCAGCCAGAUGUGACGAGCAUCAUUAAGGAUUCUCAGGUUGGCACAAUGAAUUAUAUGCCACCCGAAGCAAUAAAAGAUAUGUCUUCCUAUGGAGAAAAUGGGAAAUCUCGAUCUAAGAUAAGUCCCAAAAGCGAUGUGUGGUCACUGGGCUGCAUUUUGUACUGUAUGACGUACGGAAGGACUCCAUUUCAGCACAUAACAAAUCCAAUUAACAAACUGCAUGCUAUUGUUGAUCCUAGUUAUGAGAUAGAAUUUCCAGAGAUUGCUGAGAAGGAUCUUCAAGAUGUGCUAAAGCGCUGUUUAAUAAGAAAUCCUAAACAAAGGAUAUCUGUUUCGGAGUUGCUGAUGCAUCCCUAUGUUCAAAUUCAAAGUCAAACAGGUGUUUCAAAUGCAAAAGGAACAACAGAAGAAAUGAAACGUAUCCUUGGCCAGCUUGUUGGCUUGAAUUCUCCCAACUCUAUUUCUAGAGCUGCUAGGACUUUAUAUGAACAGUGCAACAGUGGUAAAAGUCUGGAUGUAUCAGCAUUUGCCAAACAUGGGAGUCAAAAAUCAUGGACAACAAAAUGA